Knipowitschia caucasica is the source of this 1101-nucleotide messenger RNA. NCBI's taxonomy places the organism in Eukaryota, Metazoa, Chordata, Actinopteri, Gobiiformes, Gobiidae. The record is from the annotation of a GenBank genome assembly.
AUGAAUAAAAUCCUCCUCCUCCAGCUCCCGGAGGUCCAGUCCACUCCUCCUCCAUCAUCUCCCACCGACAACAACAAAACCACAUCCGAGCACACACAGAGCCACACACGCGGGACCACUCAGGACCCCUCUCAGCCGCAGAGCGAUCCGAACCCGGGCCCAUCAGCCAUGACGGAGAGCCCCAAGACCCACGUCAUCCUCCUGUCCUGCGGGAGCUUCAACCCCAUCACCAAAGGACAUAUCCACAUGUUCGAAAAAGCCAGGGAGUAUCUUCACCAAAGCGGACGUUACAUCGUGAUCGGAGGAAUCAUAUCCCCCGUGCACGACUCCUACGGAAAACCAGGCCUGGUGUCCAGCAGACAUCGCCUCACCAUGUGCCAGCUGGCAGUGCAGUCCUCAGACUGGAUCAGAGUCGACCCGUGGGAGUGUUAUCAGGACAAAUGGCAGACGACCUGCAGUGUGCUCGAGCAUCACAGGGAUCUCAUGAAGAGAGUUACCGGCUGCAUCCUGUCCAACAUCCACUCACCCUCCUCCACUCCUGUGAUUGGUCAGCUGACUCAGCCCCAGACCCAGACCACGCCCGUGUACCAGAACCAUGGCAACCUGAACAACAAGCCCACAGCCAUUAAACUUUGGGGUAAAAUCAGCGAAAACCUGGGGAAGAUGUGCUGCGUGCGCCCGCACAUGGACCACUUCACCUUCGUGGAUGAAAACGCAAACCUGGGCACCGCGGUCCGCUACGAGGAGAUCGAGCUCCGCAUCCUCCUGCUGUGUGGGAGCGACCUGCUGGAGUCUUUCUGCAUUCCCGGCCUCUGGAAAGACAGUGACAUGGAGGUGAUCGUGGGAGACUUCGGGAUCGUGGUGGUUCCUCGAGACGGAGCCGACACCGAACGCAUCAUGAACCAUUCGGCUGUGCUACGCAAGUACAAGGACAACAUCAUCGUGGUGAAGGACGCUGGGACUCACCCCAUGUCUGUGGUCAGUUCCACCAAGAGCAGACUGGCCCUUCAGCACGGAGACGGGCACGUGGUGGACUACCUGUACCAGCCGGUCAUCGACUACAUCCUACAGACCCAGCUCUACAUCAAGGCCUCGGGAUGA